This is a messenger RNA of Pistacia vera, 2603 nucleotides long. Its product is annotated as protein IMPAIRED IN BABA-INDUCED STERILITY 1-like. The transcript is spliced from 9 exons. Lineage: Eukaryota; Viridiplantae; Streptophyta; Magnoliopsida; Sapindales; Anacardiaceae. Gene Ontology annotation, biological process: positive regulation of transcription elongation by RNA polymerase II; protein phosphorylation. Gene Ontology annotation, molecular function: ATP binding; cyclin-dependent protein serine/threonine kinase activity; RNA polymerase II CTD heptapeptide repeat kinase activity. Gene Ontology annotation, cellular component: nucleus; cyclin-dependent protein kinase holoenzyme complex. Bases 308 to 2362 code for a protein of 684 amino acids. The record is from RefSeq and is a predicted model, not a curated record.
AAAGAUGUCCGAAUUCGGACCCACAAAUCUCUCUCUAUUUCCCUCUCUUUUUGGAGCAUUCACCGUUUUCUGACAAUCGUCCUCCGUAGAUCUCGCAACUUAACCUUAGAAAGAAAAAAACACAGAACUACUCUGUUUUGUGUUCUGUUCCUAUAACUCUGUUUUUUUCUGGGUUUAUCUAAUCUUUUUUCUUUCUCUUUCUUGUCCAAAUGACAACCAAAAUGAGCCUAAGAAUGUGAGGAGUUGAGUAACGUGUUGAAUCCAUUUCCCGAUCUGGGUAAUUCUCAGCUUCGGGAUUUGGAGUUCUAUGGGUUGCGUAAGCUCGAAAAAGUUGGCAUCUGCAGUUGCAGGGUCCCCUGUGGACCACUCUGCCGCAGAAGCUUCAACGAAUGACAAUGCUACCUUACACUAUAUUAUUUCAUCAAAAAAUCCAUCUGGGGCUCUUGAGUUGGAUCGAAAGGAGGAGAAGAAACAAGAGGAUCAUCAUAAUAAAGGAAGCCGCGAGUCGAGGAAGUUGAAGAAGGGAGAUUCUCAGAGGAAGAGUGGUACUUUUAGUAUUAAAUUGGGUUUAUCUCAUAGACAUGUAAAUGCAGAACAGAUUGCAGCCGGUUGGCCGGCGUGGCUCACUGCCGCCGCCCCUGAAGCUGUCCAUGGUUUGGUGCCUCUACGUGCAGAAGCUUUUGAGAAAUUAGAUAAGAUUGGACAAGGUACAUACAGCAGUGUGUUUAAAGCACGCGAAGUUGUGACUGGGAAGACAGUUGCGUUGAAGAAGGUUCGGUUUGACAAUUUUCAGCCCGAGAGCAUUAGGUUUAUGGCGCGAGAAAUAAUGAUUCUUCGCAGGCUUGACCAUCCAAACAUCAUUAAAUUGGAGGGGGUGAUUACAUCAAGAUUGUCAAGUACUAUAUACCUUGUAUUUGAAUACAUGGAUCAUGAUCUUGCAGGAUUAUUAACCGCUGAUAUAAAGUUCACUGAACCACAGAUUAAAUGUUACAUGAAGCAACUAUUGAAUGCAGUUGAGCAUUGCCAUUUGCGAGGUAUAAUGCAUCGAGACAUUAAAACAUCCAACAUUUUGGUAAACAAUAAAGGGACUUUGAAAUUGGGAGAUUUUGGAUUGGCAAAUAUUCGUUCAACAAGGAACAAGCAAAAACUAACCAGCCGUGUUGUUACUUUAUGGUAUCGGCCCCCUGAACUUCUGAUGGGGUCAACAAAUUAUAAUGUAUCAGUGGAUCUGUGGAGUGUUGGCUGUGUUUUCACAGAACUUCUCUUCGGAAAGCCUAUCCUUAAAGGGAGAACUGAGGUUGAACAAUUACACAAAAUCUUUAAGCUUUGUGGUUCUCCACCAGAAGGCUACUGGGGAAAAGCUAAGCUUCCUCAUGGAGACAUGUUUAAGCCCCAAAACAGCUAUGAAGGUUGUCUUCGAGAAAGGUGUAAAGAAUUUCCUGCAUCCACUGUAAACUUGAUACAAAAUUUUCUUUCCAUAGAUCCUAGCAUGCGUCGGACUGCCUCAUCUGCAUUGAUGUCUGAGUACUUCUUUACUACACCUUAUGCGUGCGAUCCAUCUGAAUUGCCAAUCUAUCCACCUAAAAAGGAACUCGAUGCUAAACACCGAGACGAAGCACGAAGGAAAAAGACGCGUGCUAGAUUGCGAGAGUCUGCUGCAUCCAAAAGACCGAGAAGAACUCGCCAAAGCUUGCAAGAACCCAUCAGUUACAAUAAAUUAGCAACAAACGAGGAACUGCAGAAUCAUACUCAUUUUAGUAACAGAAAUACUGCUAAUAAUGCACCAUUGUUAAAGGGAAGAGAAAGCUUUGCACGUAGAGAUUUACUGAAUCCCUCAACUGAUUUAAUAUCAGAGGCAUCCACGGGAAUGGUUGCAUCCCAAGGGGGCUCAAUCUUCAAAGGCCCGGCACAAGUCUCAGCGUCAAGUGGCUUUGCUUGGGCGAAAAGGCAAAAAGACGAUGCUAAAACCGUAGUUUCAUCUAGAAGUCAAAUAAGUACAAUAGAUUCAUCAAAUCUUGGCUUUGUAGACAACUCCUUCGGUAACUUGAUAAAAGAAGAAAAUCGAAAUCGUACAAAUCCUAAGGAGAUCGACCUGUAUGAGAAUUCUUCACUUUCAAUGCCAUUACAGCCAAAGCAAUAUGGCAGUACCAUUUUUUUUGAUGUAUUUUAUUCACAAGAUCAUGAAUUGGCAAUUUCUGACAAGGAAGAUGGAGUUGGUCAUAGAAAGAAUCCGAUGCAAGGAAACAUUGAAUUUUCAGGACCACUGUUAACCAAGUCUCUGAAAAUCGAUGAACUUCUGCUAAGGAAUGAAAGCAACAUCCGUCUAGCGAAUCGAAGAUCAAGAUUCUAUAGAGAAAGAUGAUACAGGAUUCUGGGAUUAGAAAAUCCUCCCUUGUCACCAGGAUUUCGACCCCUUUUGAGCUCGGACUCUUGUGAAGGAACUUAUACAGAUAAAAUACAACGAAACAGAACACAGAUUGCACCUCAGUUAUGUACUGCAACCAGAGAAUGUUACCUUUUUAAUUACUUGAAAAAAGAUCUCCAUUAGAAGAAAUAGGAGUAGAACAACCGAUUGCUGUAAACAAGAUGACCAUUUGCAGUUC